Molecule: messenger RNA, 750 nt
Organism: Cuscuta campestris
Lineage: Eukaryota; Viridiplantae; Streptophyta; Magnoliopsida; Solanales; Convolvulaceae
Source: the annotation of a GenBank genome assembly
CUUCCUGGUCACCAACAUCCUCCAGCCAUGGGACAGCACCUGGUAUUCGGAUGGUAUAGAGUACCUGGUAGAGCUCGUCCCGGAACGGUAUGUUGCCGACUCUGGAUCUGUUGUACGGCGACGACGGGCACUUUGAGGUGUAGAUGCUGAGGAAUCCCCGCUCCACUCGGGCAUCUCCGUGCCCGAUCGGCUGCAAUUUGUUCUGCGUGUUCUCGUACCACUCCGUCGGCGUCACCGUCCCCCGCCACGCCACCGCAAUGUCCCUCCGCCCGAUCCGCCGCGUCUCCUCGUCGUCGCUCACGGCCACGAAUCCGAUCCAAUUCGAGUUCUUGCUCCAUCUGUUGACCCGUCGCUGGGGAUUUCUCUGGGAUUGCUUGUUUAAUUUUGGGACUCUAGGGAUGAGCUUUGAAGAUGAGAAGGAAAAGGUUGAUGUUUCAGACAUAGAAGACAGAGAGAGUGAGCCGGAUGAUGCUCAACCUGACUCUAAUCCUCUCUCAUGCGCCAUCAAGGUCAAUGCUAAAAGUGAAUAUGAGGAAAAAGAGGUGGAGGAUGAGCCCAUGCAAGGAUUUGGGAGCAAUUCGGAUGAACACCAGGAGCAUGGGCGAGAGGGCAUGGGGCGAGAGGAGGGAGCCAAAACCCUAGACUUGUGUGCGUUUCUGCUCUCAGGCGGUGUGCAACGCCGUGUUCCUUGUGUUCUUUUUUUGCCGAACAGUCUCCUCCUCUUCAACGGAAGAUCUGUUCAAGUUGCAG